GCUUACACCCUAUUGGCUACGUAGGAUGUCUGUUAGCGUUCCUUUACACAGAUGAGCUUCGGUGAAGCCGAUCUUAAACAACGGUGCUGCUCGAUGAGCGAUAUUGGAAACUGAUCAAACCUGGCAUGGCACCCACAACGGAGUCGAGGCUGUAUGUGGAGGCUCUGAGUAAGAGAGAUGUGCUGCUGCUCUUCAGUGUUCUAGAGGGAGAGCUGGAGGCCAGAGACUUUGUCAUACAGGCACUCAAGGCCCAGCGUAGAGAUUCCUACAUGUUGGAUCGAUAUGGCAAAUACAACCUGAGUGACCCAUUCCUGGCUCUGCAGAGAGACAGUGAGGUCCUCCAGAGCUCUGGCCAGUCCAGGGGCGAUGGAGGAAGUUCCUCCCAGAGACGAGAGGGGGUCUGUGGGGCCACGGCUCGCUCGGAUCCUUUGACGGUGCUGAAACUGGUGGUCGGACACUGCAGAAGGAUGCAGGAGAAGAUGCUGAAACAGCUAGCAGCUGCUGAGAACAGACAUUGGAGGGUCAUUGCUGAUCUGGAGGAGGAGAAGAGGAAGCAUGCUGAGGAUACUGCAGAAGGAGAUGAUGUCACUUACAUUCUGGAGAAGGAGAGAGAGCGCCUCCUGCAUCAGUUGGAGUUUGAGAAGGCAAAGGCGUCCCGAAUAGAGAGGGAGAACAAACGACUGAAUGAUCAGUUAGAAGAGCAGCGAACCCAGCAUAAACAGCUCAUGACGGCGCUGAGACGGGAAUGCAAACGCUCCAGCACGCGCGCACACGAGGAGUCCCAGCAUGCCAGUGAACUCAGCCAUCGCCUCGAUCGUGAACGAGCUUCAAAUCAGGCUCUGAGAGCGGAAAUCGAGGAGGAAAAGAAGCGGGCUAUGCAAAUGGAGGCGAGGCGAGAGGAGCUGCUGGCCGAGUUUGACACUGAACGGGAGCAGCUUGGGCUGAGAUUACGAAAGGAGGAAGCACGUUGUAGAGCACUACAGGAAGAACUGGAGAAACUGAGGAGAGAGAUGAACAAAGCAGAGGAGAACUCAAACAAGACCCAAAUAAACGGACACCACAUUCCUGCGGAGGAAGAUGAAAAUGUUGAGAAGCAAGGCAUGUUAACCAAUGGGAGCUCUCAGACCAAUCCACAAGCUCAUAGCCCUACAAGCCGCAAUAAUUCACUUGACAUACCCAGUAUACAAGCGGCGUACCAGGCUGGCAUCAACCAGCGUUUCCAUGCAGCCCGUCACAAGUUCCAAGGCACCUUUGAUCAAGAUUCUCAGACUGUCUCUUCCCCUCCAAAUUCUCCAUGUGACCUCUCACCCUGUGCAGCCCAUGUGGUUCCACUAGACAGCAUUUCUAAACAAGCACCCCGCAGCACUGUCACACAAGCCCUGAAUCGUCUCAGCUCUCCGCAGAGUCCCAGCAAACCAUCUUCUCCCAACAGUUCCCCUUUUGGCACAGAUUACCACACAUUGGCCCACUCUGGGAUGCUGUCUCCUACUCUCAGGUCUCCAACUAUUCCCAGAGUCGACAGAGGGAACCCACCUCCCAUCCCACCCAAGAAACCAGGCCUCGCCGACACGCCGCCUUCACCAGCCACACUCCGAGCUGCUCGCUUGGCUCAAACGGUGGCCAGUUGCGGACGCAGCAGCAACUCCGAGAACGGCAAAGAACCAGACCUGGUGCUGUCUUCUAGCGGCUAGCAAGCACAAAUAAUGAACUUGAUCGUUCGUGUCAAACACUGUUGAAUUUUUUGUGAGGGACAUUUCAGGUUUUUAAAAUAAUUUUAGAAGUUUUGAAACAUAUUUUCUAAGUAAUUUUGCAAUGUUACCAUAUUUUAGUCAGAUGCAUAUUGAUUUUGUGCAUGAAUACAUUAUGUAUUCUGUAUUUUGCCAUGAGAAAACUCAUUUUUCAUGUUUAUCACUGACAAUCACCAGCUUCUAUAAAUAGUUUUAUAUACUGUUAUUCAGACAAAUAUUUAUAUAAAAACUGCCAUUCAAAAGUUUGGGGUCUGUACAGUUAAAAAAAAUACAAUAAAUAAUAUUCUCAAAUAGAUUUCAGUUAUUUUAAAUUGUAAAAAUAUUUUAUAAUAUUGCUGUUUC
This is a messenger RNA of Carassius carassius (crucian carp), 2090 nucleotides long. It is a transcript of the gene cttnbp2nla, whose product is annotated as CTTNBP2 N-terminal like a. Bases 126 to 1691 code for a protein of 521 amino acids. The transcript is spliced from 5 exons. The record is from RefSeq and is a predicted model, not a curated record. NCBI's taxonomy places the organism in Eukaryota, Metazoa, Chordata, Actinopteri, Cypriniformes, Cyprinidae.